Syzygium oleosum is the source of this 1505-nucleotide messenger RNA. RefSeq names its product peroxidase 73-like. Gene Ontology annotation, molecular function: peroxidase activity; heme binding. NCBI's taxonomy places the organism in Eukaryota, Viridiplantae, Streptophyta, Magnoliopsida, Myrtales, Myrtaceae. Gene Ontology annotation, biological process: response to oxidative stress; hydrogen peroxide catabolic process. The record is from RefSeq and is a predicted model, not a curated record. The coding region runs from base 258 to 1247 and encodes 329 amino acids. The transcript has 4 exons.
GAAGCCACCAUCGACAUCUCUUUCAGGAUUUCUUAAUCAAAGCCCUCACUACUUUUCAACCCUCUUCUUCUUUUUCAAAAAAGAGAGAUUCUCGUCAAAAACCCAGCUGGCACAUUACGACACUUCUGUAUAAUCUCCCUAGCUCCGAGCCUCCAACACGUUAACUCCAAACCCUUGAAAUUUACCCCUAUAAAUUCACCACCUUUGUCUUUCGCUUUGUGUCACCAAAAACCCACUUCUUCUUUUCGCUUCCGACGAUGGCCUCGUUCAAGCUCUUCGCGGUGUGGUCGCUGUCCGUCUGCUUGUGCCUCUGCCCUUUCUCGGCGUCGGCUCAGCUGAAGCAGAACUACUACGCCAAUGUCUGCCCGAACGUCGAGACCAUCGUGCGCAAUGCCGUUCGACUGAAGUUCCAGCAGACCUUCGUCACCAUCCCCGGCACUCUUCGUCUCUUUUUCCAUGAUUGCUUCGUCCAGGGCUGUGAUGCUUCGGUGAUAGUGGCGUCCACUCCUAACAACAAGGCGGAGAAGGAUCACCCGGACAACUUGUCGCUGGCCGGAGACGGGUUCGACACCGUGAUCAAGGCGAAAGCGGCUGUCGACGCGGUCCCGAGCUGCCGGAACAAGGUCUCGUGCGCCGACAUCCUCACCAUGGCCACCCGAGACGUCAUCGCGCUGUCAGGAGGGCCGUCGUAUGCAGUGGAAUUGGGGAGAUUGGACGGGCUGGUUUCAACGGCGGCGAAUGUCAAUGGGAGGCUCCCUCAGCCGACCUUCGACCUUAACCAGCUCAAUGCCUUGUUUGCUUCCCAUGGCCUCUCCCAAACUGACAUGAUCGCACUCUCAUCUGCCCACACGGUCGGAUUCUCCCACUGCGGCAAAUUCUCAAACCGGAUAUACAACUUCAGCCGCCAGAACCCGGUCGACCCCACCCUGAACCGGAACUACGCUACCCAGCUCCAGGGCAUGUGCCCCCGGAACGUCGACCCGAGGAUAGCCAUCAACAUGGACCCGAUCACCCCCCGGACCUUCGACAACGUGUACUUCAAGAACCUCCAGAACGGGAUGGGACUUUUCACCUCGGACCAAGUCCUCUUCACCGACCCGCGGUCGAGGCCCACCGUGAACGCGUGGGCCAGUAGCACCCCGGCCUUCCAGAGCGCCUUCGUCACCGCCAUGACCAAGCUGGGCCGGGUCGGGGUCAAGACCGGGAGGAAUGGCAACAUCCGCCGCGACUGCUCCGUGUUCAAUUGAUGAUUCCGAUCUAUUGAAGAAGACAAUAAUGAAUAUGAUGAGACACAUUCUUAUUUUUGGUUUUGCUUAGUUAGCGAGGAAAGAAAAGUUUAAAAAACAAUAAAUUUGGGUUUCAAUGUAAGUGCGGAGAUGGUUGAAUGCACUUAUGCGUUGGAAUGACGAAUUCAACUGAGAAUAAUGUGGUUCCAUUGCUUUGUUAUGACUUUUUUUUAUCCAAUUGGAAUGCUGAUAAUGCUACGACGUGAUUCUUUUUGUAAA